UCAUCCUCCAUGCAAUCCUGUUUUUUGCUGUUCAAUUGACUUUUGUAUUUGUCAAUAUGGUUAACGUGAGACUGGCUGGGAUAUGUGUACUUGGAUUUGCCAAUGGUUUGGGAACGAUUACUGCGGCGAAGCUGUUGGGUUUUYACAGUGACUCCGCUGGUGUCUACUCGAGUGGUCUUAAUCUUAACACAGCUGUAGCAUCGAUCACGUAUACAGGUUUGACAACGUGGUUAUGCGUAUCACCUCGCAAUGCUAUUGCCAUUUUGAGUCCACUUUCUCUGUUUCCACUCUUGAUGUAUGCGUUUCUUGAUAAAGAACCAUUAAAAACCUACAAGAACUGUACAAAGGACAUCGCGUAUCAAACUUUGGACGACAAAGAGAAUAAUGAMMWAAAAUCAGCCACUSAGUCCGGAAAAACAAAGUCUAAAGAAUCUACCAUUCGAUGUCAAACCAAGUUCCUAUUCAAUGUGUUUCUUGUCUGUUACUACCUAGGCACCAAUUUUUUUUUAGUGAUGUUAUCCCUCGUUACCAUUCUUUCUACUGUGACAUUUAAAUCCUCUCCAUUCCCCCCUCGGGAUCACUAUCAGUAUUACCGAUUCCUAAGUGAUCUUGGUAUAAUGGUCGGAGGGAUGGAAUUACCUCUCGCAUCCUUCUUUUGCCCUCGUUUCCUGGACACCAUUAAGAUUCGUCGUAUUUGGAUCUUGAUUCUGUUGAUUGUUGGUCACACGCUGGUGUUUCUGUCAGUUUCAUGGUUUCACUUCACAGACAACGUGUACAUUAUCUUGCUAUUGUGUUUUACUCAGGGCGCGAUUAGUGGCUGGUCUAGCGUCAACACUUAUUGCUUACCUGUCGACCUCUUCGCAGRUUCCGGGAAACUUGGAACAAUUCUGGGAUACCUGGAAGUCAGUKUAUCCUUUGGCAGGUUAUCAKCAGGGCUGUUGGGCAUGUACGUAGAGAAAUAUCUGAGAGAUYACUGCGAACAUGGAUUGUUGUUGGGUCGAUUCUGUUUAGCGAGACUUUCUUCGCACGGAAUGUGGAGUACGUCCAACUGUGUGAGAUAA
Exaiptasia diaphana is the source of this 1061-nucleotide messenger RNA. RefSeq lists its product as uncharacterized. The record is from RefSeq and is a predicted model, not a curated record. NCBI's taxonomy places the organism in Eukaryota, Metazoa, Cnidaria, Anthozoa, Actiniaria, Aiptasiidae. Gene Ontology annotation, cellular component: vacuole; membrane. Bases 57 to 1061 code for a protein of 334 amino acids. The transcript has 2 exons. Gene Ontology annotation, biological process: regulation of intracellular pH.